Trametes versicolor FP-101664 SS1 is the source of this 1737-nucleotide messenger RNA. RefSeq lists its product as uncharacterized. The record is from RefSeq and is a predicted model, not a curated record. NCBI's taxonomy places the organism in Eukaryota, Fungi, Basidiomycota, Agaricomycetes, Polyporales, Polyporaceae. Bases 1 to 1671 code for a protein of 556 amino acids. The transcript has 6 exons.
AUGUCUCUCCAGGACAUGCGCGCACGCCUGCGCGACGUGCCGCACGACCUCGGCGACUUCCUGCACACCCUCCCCGACGACCACCCGCUCCAGAUCGCCCUCCGGACGUACACCCUCGCGCUCUCCCUCGCGCUGGGCCCGGCGCUGCUCCCGUUCCUGACGUCGCCCCGGGCGCGUGCGCAGGGCUUCGGACGCGUCGUGCAGAUCCUGCGGCGCGAGCUCGGGCUUAAUGCGUUUGCGUCGGCGAUCACGGUCGGCGUGGCUGGGGGCGCCGCCAUUCGCUAUGCAUGGGACAAGUGGGAGGCGGAAACGCCAGCGGAGGGUGAGCCGAGAGAUGCGCUUGGGAAGGUGAAGGCGUGGCUUGCGUCGUUGAAGGACUCGCACAAGACUUUCCUCUCCAAUGUGAUCUCGUCCACCUUCGCCAUUGCGCUCUUGCAUGUGCGGAGGAGGCAUGCGAAGUCGGCGUCGGUCGGGAGGCCGUCUCCGACCCUGGACUUGUCCUUCCUGUUCUUGGUACGUGCCAUGGACAGCUUGACUCAGUUCGCCCUCUUCAAGCCAUCGGAGGCGAGCGAGAAAUACCUCCCCGAACCCGUGAAGCAGCAGAGAAGAGCGAUCAGAAACAAGUGGACUACACGACUAGAUGCCCUGGUCUUCUGGGCUUGCAGCUCAAGAAUCGUGUGGUGUUUCUUCUACGAGCCCGAGAGGUUGCCACGCUCCUACAACAAAUGGAUCAUGACGUUGGCCAAUAUCGACCCACGUCUCCUCGGCGCGCUGCGCGCAAUCCGCGCAGGCCAGUUUUCAUACACGAAGGGUGUCCAAAACCCGCCGGAUCUCGUCACCUCCCUUGCGCGAGACCUUGGGUACCCGCCAGCCUGGGGAGACUUCUCUUUGCUCCCUGCACGCGGCGGCCCUCAGGCAAACGAGACAUGGAAGGCUCUGGGGGUCACCAGCCGGAACGGAGUGGGCGGACUUCCCUGCGAGCUCGUCCACGGCGCCGUCACGAAGGGUGGCUGCACGAAGAACGCUGCCAUCAGGGGUGCGCAGGCCUUCGCAGAGGCCGUUGCCAUCUACCUCCCGGUGCACACCCUCCCCAUCCUCGUUACGCGUCCGCGCAAGCUGCUGGAGCUGCCACGGCUCAUCGCGACGCUGCUCUCCGUAGCCCGCAGCGCGUCCUUCCUAUCCGCCUUCGUGACGUCCAUCUGGUUCGCCGUCUGUUGCACGCGCACGCUCGUCCUCGCGCGGCUCUUCCCUGGGGUCCCGCACGACUUCUGGGACGGGCCGCUCGGGUGCACGUUCGUCGGCAGCCUCGUGUGCGGCGCGAGCAUCUGGAUCGAGCGCGGGCGGCGGCGCGGCGAGAUGGCGCUGUACGUGCUCCCGCGGGCCAUCCGCGCGUGUCUGCCUUCGGAGUGGAUCAAAAGCGGCCGCGCGAGCGUGCGAUGGACCGAGAGACUCGUGUUCAUCCUGUCGCUGUCCACGCUCCUCACCGCGGCCAUUCACCGCCCGGAUACGCUCCGCGGGCUCUCGCGCUGGACGUUGAGCUUCGUUAUGAACGGCCCGAACGCGGGGUUCUGGAAGCGGAAACGACUCGAUACCAACGCCCCGCCUACCCCGAGAGCUCCGAGUCCCCCGAAAGAUAUUGGUGACGCCGCAGAGAACACUGAUUUAGCAUAAUUUUUAGUAUACCCCUUCUUGAUCUUCUGGUAGAUAUUCAGCGCCUAUGCUCUCCAUAGAUGCAAC